GUGGCAAUCACACGUUGAUUCUUUUCGACUAAUCACAAAGACAUCGGCACCCUCUAUCUAGUAUUCGGUGCUUGAGCUGGAAUAGUAGGCACAGCUUUAAGCCUUCUUAUUCGGGCAGAACUAAGCCAACCAGGCGCACUUCUAGGAGACGACCAAAUUUAUAACGUUAUUGUUACCGCACAUGCCUUCGUAAUAAUUUUCUUUAUAGUAAUACCAAUUAUAAUCGGAGGGUUUGGAAACUGACUGGUCCCCCUUAUGCUUGGCGCCCCCGACAUAGCAUUCCCUCGUAUAAACAACAUAAGCUUCUGAUUACUUCCUCCCUCUUUCCUUCUUCUACUCGCCUCCUCAGGAGUUGAAGCAGGUGCCGGAACAGGCUGAACUGUUUAUCCUCCACUAUCUGGAAACCUAGCCCAUGCAGGAGCAUCAGUAGACUUAACUAUCUUCUCCCUCCAUCUGGCAGGUGUUUCAUCAAUUCUUGGAGCAAUUAACUUUAUUACCACCAUUAUUAACAUGAAACCCCCCGCCAUCACACAGUAUCAAACCCCCCUAUUCGUGUGAGCUGUUCUGAUUACUGCUGUUCUCCUUCUCCUUUCUCUACCAGUCUUAGCUGCCGGCAUUACCAUGCUCCUAACUGACCGAAAUCUAAAUACUACUUUCUUUGACCCCGCAGGGGGAGGAGACCCUAUUCUUUACCAACACCUUUUCUGAUUCUUCGGACACCCAGAAGUUUACAUUCUUAUCCUGCCAGGAUUCGGAAUAAUUUCCCAUAUCGUAGCCUACUACUCUGGCAAAAAAGAACCUUUCGGAUACAUGGGCAUGGUUUGAGCAAUAAUGGCCAUUGGCCUAUUGGGAUUUAUUGUGUGAGCCCACCAUAUGUUUACAGUUGGAAUAGAUGUAGACACCCGAGCCUAUUUCACAUCCGCCACGAUGAUCAUUGCCAUCCCGACAGGCGUAAAAGUCUUUAGCUGACUAGCCACUCUUCAUGGAGGGACAGUAAAAUGAGACACCCCCCUACUAUGAGCUCUCGGCUUUAUUUUCUUAUUUACAGUUGGAGGCUUAACAGGAAUUGUCCUUGCCAACUCUUCCCUGGACAUUGUUCUUCAUGACACCUACUAUGUAGUUGCUCACUUCCACUAUGUUCUUUCUAUGGGAGCUGUCUUUGCAAUCGUCGCCGGCUUCGUGCACUGAUUCCCCCUAUUCUCUGGCUACACCCUCCACACAACAUGAACUAAAAUCCAUUUUGGAGUGAUGUUUGUGGGAGUAAACCUCACCUUUUUCCCCCAACACUUCCUUGGACUAGCUGGAAUACCUCGACGAUACUCUGAUUACCCAGAUGCUUACACCAUGUGAAACACAGUAUCAUCUAUCGGAUCCCUAGUCUCCCUUGUAGCAGUAAUUAUGUUCCUAUUUAUUAUCUGAGAAGCAUUUGCAGCCAAACGUGAAGUCCUCUGAGUCGAACUAACCUCAACAAACGUCGAAUGACUCCACGGCUGCCCUCCCCCUUACCACACCUUUGAAGAACCUGCGUUUGUUCAAAUUCAACAAACCUCACUAGAACACAAGUAA
Molecule: messenger RNA, 1566 nt
Organism: Amphiprion ocellaris (clown anemonefish)
Lineage: Eukaryota; Metazoa; Chordata; Actinopteri; Pomacentridae
Source: the annotation of a RefSeq genome assembly